Molecule: messenger RNA, 396 nt
Organism: Drosophila arizonae
Lineage: Eukaryota; Metazoa; Arthropoda; Insecta; Diptera; Drosophilidae
Product: cytochrome c oxidase assembly protein COX19
Source: RefSeq, a predicted model, not a curated record
GGCAACCCACUGAAGUUCACAGUUGUUUUUACUGGCUCUAUAUUUACAUUUUAUCUAUUUCAUAAUUUCCUCACGAUCGUUUAUGAAGGCCAUAAGAUAAGCAAGAUACUCAAAUGACUUCACAGAUUUACAAUCAAAAGAAGUUCAUACCCACAGCGCCAGAAAAGGGCAGCUUUCCGUUAGAUCACGAGAGCUUGUGUAAGAAGCACUUCUUGAUUUACGCCAGUUGCUUGCGCCGCAACGACAACGACAACUCCAAGUGCCGGGCUGAAGCAAAAGAGUAUUUGGGCUGUCGCAUGGAAAACAAUCUUAUGGAAAAAACAGAAUGGGCGAAACUGGGCUUUCCGGAAAAGGAACAACCGACAGUGAAAGAACAGCAACAAUAGCAAUGAAGCC